AUGUCCCUCAACGCUGCAUCCCUCUUCUCCGUCCAGGGCCUCGUCACCGUCAUCACCGGUGGUGGAACAGGUCUUGGUCGCACGAUGGCUCUUGCCUUCGAUGCCAACGGUGCCGCCAAAGUCUUCAUACUCGGUCGUCGCGAGCAACCUCUGCAGGAAACCGCUGCGCAAGCCACCAACAAAACUAUCAUCCCCGUUGUCGCUGAUAUCAGCUCCCACGCAUCCCUCGAAACUGCCUACCAGACCAUCGCAUCGCAGACCACUCAUAUCGACCUCCUCGUCGGCAACAGUGCCGUCCCCGGAUCUGCUGUCCCUCGCUUCAACCCGGACGGCUCGCAACCCACCCUCACUGAGUUCCGCGACCGCCACUUCGCCAAGUCCAUGUCCGAGUUCACCGACGUCUUUGACGUCAACGUUACCGGCAAUUACUACACCAUCCUCGCUCUGCUCCCUCUCCUCGACAAGGCAAACCAUCGCCGUGCGUUGUCGUCCUCUCCCGACGUGCUCGCACCUCCCCGUCCCCAAGUCAUCCUGAUCUCCUCCAUCGGCGGUAUUCUACACCACCCGGCGAGCGUCGCAUACGGGCUCUCCAAGGCGGCGGUGUUGCAAAUGGUCAAAGUCAUGUCGGCCUUGCUGGCGCCUUAUCUUAUUCGCGUGAAUGGCAUUGCCCCGGGUCUGUUCUGGACGGAGCUGUCGCGUCCGCUAUUCCGCACGUUUGGCAUCGAUGGACGUGGCCUAGCGGAUGGGUCGGUCCCCGCGUCAAAUAUUCCCAUUACUCGUGCUGGGGCGCCUCAGGAUCUGGCGGGUCUGGUGCUGUGGAUGGCGAGUGCAUCGGGCGGGUUUCUGAACGGAGAUAGCAUUGUGUACGAUGGGGGCAGGAGUAAGGUGUCGCUGUAG
Aspergillus candidus is the source of this 897-nucleotide messenger RNA. RefSeq names its product SDR family NAD(P)-dependent oxidoreductase. Lineage: Eukaryota; Fungi; Ascomycota; Eurotiomycetes; Eurotiales; Aspergillaceae. The record is from RefSeq and is a predicted model, not a curated record. The transcript has 2 exons. The coding region runs from base 1 to 897 and encodes 298 amino acids.